Aspergillus steynii IBT 23096 is the source of this 2106-nucleotide messenger RNA. Its product is annotated as molybdenum cofactor biosynthesis pathway protein. The coding region runs from base 1 to 2106 and encodes 701 amino acids. Gene Ontology annotation, molecular function: metal ion binding; 4 iron, 4 sulfur cluster binding; cyclic pyranopterin monophosphate synthase activity. Lineage: Eukaryota; Fungi; Ascomycota; Eurotiomycetes; Eurotiales; Aspergillaceae. Gene Ontology annotation, biological process: Mo-molybdopterin cofactor biosynthetic process. The transcript is spliced from 2 exons. The record is from RefSeq and is a predicted model, not a curated record.
AUGACUGAAUUCAUAUUGCCCAGACGGCGGCUCGUGCCUUCGCUCUUCUCACCGGUUAGGCUUCUCCACACCUCUACUGUCCGAACGCCUUCGCUCCUUCGGCCUCAUGGCACGACCUCGACGACAAGAAAGUUCGAGAACGAUGAUGCCCAAAGUGCGACGGCCACGUACAAACCAACGCCCGAGGCCACUCAAAACGCCCCGUCUCCGCGAUGGACUGCACUGAAGACUGCAAAGCCGUUCUCCGAAUUUCUAACGGAUACGUUCAACCGCCAACAUGAUUACCUUCGAAUAAGCGUCACCGAGCGCUGCAAUCUCCGCUGCCUAUAUUGUAUGCCGGAGGAAGGAGUGCAGCUUUCUCCGCCGGCUCGUCUUCUGACUUCCCCCGAGAUUGUGUACCUCUCGUCGCUCUUCGUCUCGCAGGGCGUGACGAAAAUUCGCCUGACCGGCGGAGAGCCGACCGUCCGGAAAGACAUUGUCCCCUUGAUGCAGUCGAUAGGGGACCUACGGCGCAAUGGUCUUCGGGAGCUUUGCCUGACGACUAAUGGGAUAUCACUCCAUCGCAAGCUGGAGCCCAUGGUGGAGGCUGGAUUGACCGGGGUAAACCUCAGUCUUGACACUUUGGAUCCGUUUCAGUUCCAGUUGAUGACAAGGAGAAAGGGUCUCGAUGCCGUGAUGAAGAGCAUCGAUAAGAUUCUGGAGCUGAAUAAGUCGGGCGCCGGGAUCAAAUUGAAGAUCAACUGCGUCGUGAUGCGCGGGUUGAAUGACCGGGAAAUCCUUCCGUUUGUCGAAAUGGGGCGUGAAAGCCCCGUUGAAGUUCGGUUCAUCGAAUAUAUGCCUUUUGACGGUAAUAAAUGGAACCAGCACAAGAUGGUUUCGUACCAGGAGAUGCUGGCUAUCAUCCGCGAAAAAUACCCAGCACUGGAGAAAGUGGCUGAUCACAAGAACGACACCAGCAAAACCUACCAGGUCCCGGGAUUUGAAGGCCGGAUUGGUUUUAUCACUAGCAUGACACACAAUUUCUGCGGCACCUGCAACCGACUUCGGAUCACUUGUGAUGGAAAUCUAAAGGUAUGCUUGUUUGGGAACUCCGAGGUGUCAUUGCGCGACAUCAUUCGCAAGGAGAACAACGGGGAGCCUAUAGACGAGGCGACACUAAGGGAACUGCGACUUCUGGAAGCCGUCCCGCGGGCGUCUGGCGAGGAGAGUUUGGCUAGCCAGAGAGAGCAAGAGCUACUAGACAUCAUUGGCAUGGCAGUCAAACGGAAGAAGGCAAAGCAUGCUGGCAUCGGCGAACUGGAGAACAUGAAGAAUAGGCCCAUGAUACUCAUUGAUAAUCAGCGCAUGAAUCAUCCCAUUGUACCGAGGCUUUCAUACGGGCAAUCGACAAUCCCUUUGCGAGGCAAGCCGUGGUCCAAUAUACCAACCUACAUGGUUCAGCCCGGCACACCGAUAACAACGCAAACGCGUGCUUAUCAUGGCCGUAGCGAAGCGCCAUGCGCAACGGAGUCCAGCGAUCGGAACACGAACCGGAAAAACACGACCGCUCUCCCUGCAACAUCUGACCCUGACCUGCCGCAUCUUACUGUGUCACAGAAUGUCCAUAUGACCAAGAUCAGCGCCAAGCCGGUUACGGAAAGAGUUGCAACGGCCAGCUGCCUGGUAAGCUUUUCUAACUCACGCCCCUGGGAAUUGCUCCGCGAAGGCCGCGGGACUCGAAAAGGAGACGUGUUCAGCGUUGCUCGUAUCGCCGGUAUCAUGGCGGCCAAGAAGACGCCGGAUAUCAUCCCCCUGUGUCAUCCCGGGAUCGAGAUCACCGGGGUGGAGGUCGACGUCAAGUUAGUUGACCCGAUGCCCUCCUCAAGGGGAGCGAACGAGUCGACUCAACAUGGAGCAAUGCGAGUCGUAGCUACGGUGAGCUGCCUUGGACGGACGGGAGUGGAGAUGGAAGCCAUGACUGCAACGAUGGGAGCCGCAUUGACCGUGUACGACAUGCUUAAAGCGGUGGACAAAGGGAUGGUGGUGGGCGGCGUGCAGCUGAUGGAAAAGAAAGGAGGGAAGAGUGGACACUGGAUUCGCCAGGACGAGGUGGACCAGGGGCAAUGA